UCGUAUUAUCCAGAUCGGGUUGAUGUAGUGUACAUAACUGUACUUUACAGAACAAAUGAAUACAUGGUCCUAAAGCUCUCUGGUCAUUUCACGACAUAGUCAAAUAGAGAUAUUGUCCCAUCACGAUCUAGUCCAACUGAGACCUAGUCUAAUGGCGAUUUAGUCAUAAACACUACCUAGUCAUAUUGAGAUGUGGUCUUAAAGAUCCUAACCCGUCUUUUUGACUAACAGGACAUCUUGAAGUGGUCAUUAUGAUACAAUGGACAUUUUGAUACGGUGGACAUUUUGAUAGAGUGUACUAGAUGGACCGAAAGGCAGCUAACGCUAACGACAGGAGGAAACAAUGGAGAAUACCCAAGCGAUAUUGGAGGUGCCGAAGAAGAAAAAGCAGGCGAAAGUAAGCGCCCUAAAAUUGAAGAACACUCGCCUGCGUCAACAAAAAAUUGUCAAGGAAAGUCAGCUAUUUCAAUGGUUAAAAAAUUACUGGCAAACAGGCUUGACUUUGGCGGUGAUGAGCGAAUUUAUCCAAGAUCUGAAAUCUCUGGCAAUGAACACGAGCAACAACAAAUUGUUCAAGACGACAAUGGCCCUGUCCAAGAUAAUGAAGGAGUACAUAAUGAAACACAGUUCAGGCGUGGAUUUAGCGAUGGUUUCUUACGAUCGAUUCGAAGAGUGGGCCUUAAGCGACGGAUUGUCCACGACGUUUUCGAAUGUCCAGGAGAUGGAUGUGGUCCCAGAUUUAGAAGAGAUCUACUUCUCCAGCUUCAGUCGGACUGUGAAGAAAUCCGCAGAAAAGGACAGGGACCAGCCCGGGCCUUCUUCAUCAUCGCGGAGCAUAACUCACACCUCCACGUCGUUCAUGACUGUGCCUACGGAUCCUCCACAUGCCGAUGCCGACCAAUUGAACGAAUUAAGGAAUACCGUAGAGAUGCUGGAGGAACAACUUACAAAGAAAACAAAGACACCCAAGAAAUCAUUAGCCAAGAAACGCUAUAUAGAGCCAGUUGUAGCGAGUACGAGCGCGAAAGUUGCGGCAUCGGAGGAGUCGAACGACACGGAGGAGGAGGAGGAAGAAGAGGCACCAAAGCGCAAGAAGAAAGUGUCAUUCAGGAGGAAGAGCACAAGCGACACAGAGAACGAGAGCGACCAAGAACAAGGAGCGGGCUUCAACUCCUUGCUAGACGACAUUGUGCGAGCGCAUUCAUCGACGAAGGGUACAUCGAGAAUCUCACAAUCUAUCUGUGUUCAGGAUUCAGACGAAUGCAUUACUUUGAAGUCACCGGGAGUCUAUGGAAAGUAUGUGAUGAAGUUCGAUAUCUACCCUUACAAGAGUUGUGCUCGAAACUCGAAGCAGGAUUGGUGGCGAUACGCGGAGAUGAGAUCUGUCAUGGUGAUCUCUAGAAAGGACUCACCUGUGGCAGUUCUAAUGAACAAAAUGAAGAAAGCAGUGAUAGAACAAAUAUCACAAUGCAAAGAUCUCGAAACAGAGAGAAAAUCAGUCGGCUCGAAAGGUGGUUGGAAACGUUCAUUUGCAGAAACAUAGAUUCAAGAAAGUACAGAAAAUAAAAAAGAAGAAUCUAAUCAAAGUGAAGAUUAUGAAGACGAUAUUCAAUUCUAUACAAAAUUAGGACACAUGAUGUAUUGUUGUAACAUUGAUUUAAGUUAAUAUAAAAUGCGAAUAAUUCCAGAAGCGUGGCAAUUCAUUUUGGAGACGGCUCCUGAUACGCUGGAAAUGCGUAAAUUUAGAACGUACUAUGAAAAUGAGUGGU
Pectinophora gossypiella (pink bollworm) is the source of this 1769-nucleotide messenger RNA. RefSeq lists its product as uncharacterized. The transcript is spliced from 2 exons. The coding region runs from base 344 to 1543 and encodes 399 amino acids. NCBI's taxonomy places the organism in Eukaryota, Metazoa, Arthropoda, Insecta, Lepidoptera, Gelechiidae. The record is from RefSeq and is a predicted model, not a curated record.